This is a messenger RNA of Closterium sp. Naga37s-1, 8790 nucleotides long. NCBI's taxonomy places the organism in Eukaryota, Viridiplantae, Streptophyta, Zygnematophyceae, Desmidiales, Closteriaceae. The record is from the annotation of a GenBank genome assembly.
AUGGAAAAAUCAUCGAACGACCUAAAUGGCAUUGCAUAUUCCGAUGGCCCAUGGUCUCCCAUCACCCCGCCCCAUUCUCCCGCUUUCCAUCACCCCGCCCCAUUCUCCCGCUUUCCAUCACCCCGCCCCAUUCUCCCGCUUUCCAUCACCCCGCCCCAUUCUCCCGCUUUCCAUCACCCCGCCUCAUUUCCCGCUUUCCAUCACCUCGCCCAUUCUCCCGCUUUCCAUCACCCCGCCCUAUUCUCCCGCUUUCCAUCACCCCGCCCCAUUCUCCCGCUUUCCAUCACCACGCCCCAUUCUCCCGCUUUCCAUCACCCCGCCCCAUUCUCCCGCUUUCCAUCAACCCGCCCCAUUCUACCGCUUUCCAUCACCCCGCCCCAUCCUCCCGCUUUCCAUCACCCCGCCCCAUCCUCCCGCUUUCCAUCACUCCGCCCCAUCCUCCCGUUUUCCAUCACCCCGGCCCAUUCUCCCGCUUUCCAUCACCCCGCCCCAUUCUCUUGCUUUCCAUCACCCCGCCCCAUUCUCCCGCUUUCCAUCACCCCGCCCCAUUCUCCCGCUUUCCGUCAUCCCGCCCCAUUCUCCCGCUUUCCAUCACUUCGCCCCAUUCUCCCGCUUUCCAUCACCCCGCCCCAUUCUCCCGCUUUCCAUCACCCCGCCCCGUUCUCCCGCUUUCCAUCACCCCGCCCCAUUCUCCCUCUUUCCAUGACCCCGCCCCAUUCUCUCGCUUUCCAUCACCCCGCCCCUUUCUCUCGCUUUCCAUCACCCCGCCCCAUUCUCCCUCUUUCCAUCACCCCACCCCAUUCUCCCUCUUUCCAUCACCCCACCCCAUUCUCCCACUUUCCAUCACCCCGCCCCAUUCUGUGCUUUCCAUCACCCCACCCCAUUCUCCCGCUUUCCAUCACCCCGCCCCAUCCUCCCUCCUUCCAUCACCCUGCCCCAUUCUCCCGCUUUCCAUCACCCCGCUCCAUCCUCCCUCCUUCCAUCACCCCGCCCCAUUCUCCCGCUUUCCAUCACCCCGCUGCAUUCUCCCUCCUUCCAUCACCCUGCCCCAUUCUCCCUCUUUCCAUCAACCCGCCCCAUUCUCCCGCUUUCCAUCACCCCGUUCCAUUCUCCCGCUUUCCAUCACCCCGCCCCAUUCUCCCGCUUUCCAUCAUCCCGCCCCAUUCUCCCUCUUUCCAUCACCCCGCACCAUUCUCCCACUUUCCAUCACCCCGCCCCAUUUUCCCGCUUUCCGUAACCCCGCCCCAUUCUCCCGCUUCUUAUCACCCCGCCCCAUUAUCCCGCUUUCCAUCACCCCGCCCCAUUCUCCCGCUUUCCAUCACCCCGCCGCAUUCUCCCUCCUUCCAUCACCCUGCCCCAUUCUCCCUCUUUCCAUCAACCCGCCCCAUUCUCCCGCUUCCAUCACCCCGCCCCAUUCUCCCUCUUUCCAUCACCCUGCCCCAUUCUCUCGCUUUCCAUCACCCCGCCCCAUUCUCCCGCUUUCCAUCACCCCGCCCCAUUCUCCCCCUUUCCAUCACCCCGCCCUAUUCUCCCGCUUUCCAUCACCCCGCCCCAUUCUCCGUCUUUCCAUCACCCCGCCCCAUUCUCCCUCUUUCCAUCACCCCGCCCCAUUCUCCCUCUUUCCAUCACCCCGCCCCAUUCUCCCGCUUUCCGUCACCCCGCCCCAUUCUCCCGCUACCCAUCACCCCACCCCAUUCUCCCUCUUUCCAUCACCCCGCCUCAUUCUCCCGCUUUCCAUCACCCCGCCCCAUUCUCCCGCUUUCCGUCACCCCGCCCCGUUCUCCCGCUUUCCAUCACCCCGCCCCAUUCUCCCGCUUUCGAUCACCCCGCCCCAUUCUCCCGCUUUCCAUCACCCCGCCCCAUUCUCCCGCUUUCCAUCACCCCGCCCCGUUCUCCCACUUUCCAUCACCCCGCCCCAUUCUCCCUCUUUCCAUCACCCCGCCCAAUUCUCCCGCUUUCCAUCACCCCGCCCCAUUCUCCCGCUUUCCAUCACCCCGCCCCAUUCUCCCUCUUUCCAUCACCCCGCCCCCUUCUCCCUCUUUCCAUCACCCCGCCCCAUUCUCCCAAUUUCCAUCACCCCGCCCCAUUCUCCCGAUUUCCAUCACCCCGCCCCAUUCUCCCGCUUCCCAUCACCCCGCCCUAAUCUCCCGCUUUCCAUCACCCCGCCCCAUUCUCCCGCUUUCCAUCACCCCGCCCCAUUCUCCCGCUUUCCAUCAUCCCGCCCCAUCUUCCCUCCUUCCAUCACCCCGCCCCAUUCUCCCGCUUUCCAUCACCCCGCUCCAUCCUCCCUCCUUCUAUCACCCCGCCCCAUUCUCCCGCUUUCCAUCACCCCGCCGCAUUCUCCCUCCUUCCAUCACCCCGUCCCAUUCUCCCUCUUUCCAUCACCCCGCCCCAUUCUCCCGCUUUCCAUCACCCUGCCCCAUUCUCCCGCUUUCCAUCACCCCGCCUUAUUCUCCCGCUUUCCAUCACCCCGCCCCAUUCUCCCUCUUUCCACCACCCCGCACCAUUCUCCCGCUUUCCAUCACCCCGCCCCAUCCUCCCUCCUUCCAUCACCCCGCCCAUUCUCCCGCUUUCCAUCACCCCGCUCCAUCCUCCCUCCUUCUAUCACCCCGCCCUAUUCUCCCGCUUUCCAUCACACUGCCGCAUUCUCCCUCCUUCCAUCACCCCGCCCCAUUCUCCCGCUUUCCAUCACCCCGUUCCAUUCUCCCGCUUUCCAUCACCCCGCCCCAUUCUCCCUCUUUCCAUCACCCAGCCCCAUUCUCCCUCUUUCCAUCACCCCGCACCAUUCUCCUGCAUUCCAUCACCCCGCCCCAUUCUCCCGCUUUCCAUAACCCCGCCCCAUUCUCCCGCUUCCUAUCACCCCGCCCCAUUCUCCCGCUUUCCAUCAUCCCGCCCCAUUCUCCCUCUUCCCAUCACCCUGCUCCAUUCUCCCGCUUUCCAUCACCCCAUCUUAACCUCCCUCCUUCCAUCACCCCGCCCCAUUCUCCCUAUUUCCAUCACCCCGCCCCAUUCUCCCUCUUUCCAUCACCCCGCCCCAUUCUCCCGCUUCCCAGCACCCCGCCCCCACCCCGCCCCAUUCUCCCUCUUUCCAUCACCCCGCCCCAUUCUCCCGCUUUCCAUCACCCGCCCCAUUCUCCCGCUUUCCAUCACCCCGCCCCAUUCUCCCGCUUUCCAUCACCCUGCCCCAUUCUCCCUCUCCAUCACCCCGCCCCUCUCAUGCCUUCCCCCUCUCAUGCCUUCCCCCUCUCAUGCCUUCCCCCUCUCAUGCCUUCCCCCUCUCAUGCCUUCCCCCUCUCAUGCCUUCCCCCUCUCAUGCCUCCCCCCUCUCAUGCCUCCCCCCUCUCAUGCCUCCCCCCUCUCACGCCUCCCCCCUCUCAUGCCUCCCCCCUCUCAUGCCCCCCCCCUCUCAUGCCUCCCCCCUCUCAUGCCUACCCCCUCUCAUGCCUUCCCCCUCUCAUGCCUUCCCCCUCUCAUGCCUUCCCCCUCUCAUGCCUUCCCCCUCUCAUGCCUUCCCCCUCUCAUGCCUUCCCCCUCUCAUGCCUUCCCCCUCUCAUGCCUUCGCCCUCUCAUGCCUUCCCCCUCUCAUGCCUUCCCCCUCUCAUGCCUUCCCCCUCUCAUGCCUAUCCAUCACCCCGCCCCAUUCUCCCUCUUUCCAUCACCCCACCCCAUUCUCCCUCUUUCCAUCACCCCACCCCAUUCUCCCACUUUUCAUCACCCCGCCCCAUUCUGUGCUUUCCAUCACCCCGCCCCAUUCUCCCGCUUCCCAUCACGCCGCCCUAUUCUCCCGCUUUCCAUCACCCCGCCCCAUUCUCCAGCUUUCCAUCACCACGCCCCAUUCUCCCGCUUUCCAUCACCCCGCCCCAUCCUCCCUCCUUCCAUCACCCUGCCCCAUUCUCCCGCUUUCCAUCACCCCGCUCCAUCCUCCCUCCUUCCAUCACCCCGCUCCAUUCUCCCGCUUUCCAUCACCCCGCCGCAUUCUCCCUCCUUCCAUCACCCUGCCCCAUUCUCCCUCUUUCCAUCAACCCGCCCCAUUCUCCCGCUAUCCAUCACCCCGUUCCAUUCUCCCGCUUUCCAUCACCCCGCCCCAUUCUCCCGCUUUCCAUCACCACGCCCCAUUCUCCCUCUUUCCAUCACCCCGCACCAUUCUCCCACUUUCCAUCACCCCGCCCCAUUCUCCCGCUUUCCGUAACCCCGCCCCAUUCUCCCGCUUCCUAUCACCCCGCCCCAUUCUCCCGCUUUCCAUCACCCCGCCCCAUUCUCCCGCUUUCCAUCACCCUGCCACAUUCUCCCUCUUUCCAUCACCCCGCCCCUUCUUCCGCUUUCCAUCACCUCGCCCCAUUCUCCCGCUUCCAUCACCCCGCCCCAUUCUCCCUGUUUCCAUCACCCCGCCCCAUUCGCUCGCUUUCCAUCACCCCGCCCCAUUCUCCCGCUUUCCAUCACCCCGCCCCAUUCUCCCCCUUUCCAUCACCCCGCCCCAUUCUCCCGCUUUCCAUCACCCCGCCCCAUUCUCCCUCUUUCCAUCACCCCGCCCCAUCCUCCCGCUUUCCAUCACACCGCCCCAUUCUCCCGCUACCCAUCACCCCACCCCAUUCUCCCUCUUUCCAUCACCCCGCCUCAUUCUCCCGCUUUCCAUCACCGCGCCCUAUUCUCCCGCUUUCCGUCACCCCGCCCCAUUCUCCCGCUUUCCAUCACCCCGCCCCAUUCUCCCGCUUUCCAUCACCCCGCCCCAUUCUCCCGCUUUCCAUCACCCCGCCCCGUUCUCCCGCUUUCCAUCACCCCGCCCCAUUCUCCCUCUUUCCAUCACCCCGCCCCAUUCUCUCGCUUUCCAUCACCCCGCCCCAUUCUCCCGCUUUCCAUCACCCCCCCCCAUUCUCCCGCUUUCCAUCACCCCGGCCCAUUCUCCCUCUUUCCAUCACCCCGCCCCAUUCUCCCUCUUUCCAUCACCCCGCCCCAUUCUCCAAAUUUCCAUCACCCCGCCCCAUUCUCCCGAUUUCCAUCACGCCGCCCCAUUCUCCCGCUUCCCAUCACCCCGCCCUAUUCUCCCGCUUUCCAUCACCCCGCCCCAUUCUCCCGCUUUCCAUCACCCCGCCCCAUUCUCCCGCUUUCCAUCAUCCCGCCCCAUCUUUCCUCCUUCCAUCACCUCGCCCCAUUCUCCCGCUUUCCAUCACCCCACUCCAUCCUCCCUCCUUCCAUCACCCCGCCCCAUUCUCCCGCUUUCCAUCACCCCGCCGCAUUCUCCCUCCUUCCAUCACCCCGCCCCAUUCUCCCUCUUUCCGUCACCCCGCCCCAUUCUCCCGCUUUCCAUCACCCUGCCCCAUUCUCCCGCUUUCCAUCACCCCGCCAUAUUCUCCCGCUUUCCAUCACCCCGCCCCAUUCUCCCUCUUUCCAUCACCCCGCACCAUUCUCCCGCCUUCCAUCACCCCGCCCUAUCCUCCCUCCUUCCAUCACCCCGCCCAUUCUCCGGCUUUCCAUCACCCCGCUCCAUCCUCCCUCCUUCCAUCACCCCGCCCCAUUCUCCCUCUUUCCGUCACCCCGCCCCAUUCUCCCGCUUUCCAUCACCCUGCCCCAUUCUCCCGCUUUCCAUCACCCCGCCAUAUUCUCCCGCUUUCCAUCACCCCGCCCCAUUCUCCCUCUUUCCAUCACCCCGCACCAUUCUCCCGCUUUCCAUCACCCCGCCCCAUCCUCCCUCCUUCCAUCACCCCGCCCAUUCUCCCGCUUUCCAUCACCCCGCUCCAUCCUCCCUCCUUCUAUCACCCCGCCCUAUUCUCCCGCUUUCCAUCACCCUGCCGCAUUCUCCCUCCUUCCAUCACCCCGCCCCAUUCUCCCUCUUUCCAUCACCCCGCCCCAUUCUCCCGCUUUCCAUCACCCCGUUCCAUUCUCCCGCUUUCCAUCACCCCGCCCCAUUCUCCCUCUUUCCAUCACCCCGCCCCAUUCUCCCUCUUUCCAUCACCCCGCACCAUUCUCCCGCUUUCCAUCACCCCGCCCCAUUCUCCCGCUUUCCAUAACCCGCCCCAUUCUCCCGCUUCCUAUCACCCCGCCCCAUUCUCCCGCUUUCCAUCACCCCGCCCCAUUCUCCCUCUUCCCAUCACCCCGCUCCAUUCUCCCGCUUUCCAUCACCCCAUCUUAACCUCCCUCCUUCCAUCACCCCGCCCUAUUCUCCUUCUUUCCAUCACCCCGCCCCAUUCUCCCUCUUUCCAUCACCCCGCCCCAUUCUCCCUCUUUCCAUCACCCCGCCCCAUUCUUUUCACCCCGCCCCGUUCUCCCGCUUUCCAUCACCCCGCCCCGUUCUCCCGCUUUCCAUCACCCCGCCCCAUUCUCCCGCUUUCCAUCACCCCGCCCCAUUCUCCCGCUUUCCAUCACCCCGCCCCAUUCUCCCGCUUUCCAUCACCCCGCCCCAUUCUCCCGCUUUCCAUCACCUCGCCCCUCUCAUGCCUUCCCCCUCUCAUGCCUUCCCCCUCUCAUGCCUUCCCCCUCUCAUGCCUUCCCCCUCUCAUGCCUUCCCCCUCUCAUGCCUUCCCCCUCUCAUGCCUCCCCCCUCUCAUGCCUUCCCCCUCUCAUGCCUUCCCCCUCUCAUGCCUUCCCCCUCUCAUGCCUUCCCCCUCUCAUGCCUUCCCCCUCUCAUGCCUUCCCCCUCUCAUGCCUUCCCCCUCUCAUGCCUUCCCCCUCUCAUGCCUUCCCCCUCUCAUGCCUUCCCCCAUCUCAUGCCUUCCCCCUCUCAUGCCUUCCCCCUCUCAUGCCUUCCCCCUCUCAUGCCUUCCCCCUCUCAUGCCUUCCCCCUCUCAUGCCUUCCCCCUCUCAUGCCUUCCCCCUCUCAUGCCUUCCCCAUCUCAUGCCUUCCCCCUCUCAUGCCUUCCCCCUCUCAUGCCUUCCCCCUCUCAUGCCUUCCCCCUCUCAUGCCUUCCCCCUCUCAUGCCUUCCCCCUCUCAUGCCUUCCCCCUCUCAUGCCUUCCCCCUCUCAUGCCGUCCCCCUCUCAUGCCUUCCCCCUCUCAUGCCUUCCCCCUCUCAUGCCUUCCCCCUCUCAUGCCUUCCCCCUCUCAUGCCUUCCCCCUCUCAUGCCUUCCCCCUCUCAUGCCUUCCCCCUCUCAUGCCUUCCCCUUCUCAUGCCUUCCCCCUCUCAUGCCUUCCCCCUCUCAUGCCUUCCCCCUCUCAUGCCUUCCCCCUCUCAUGCCUUCCCCCUCUCGUGCCUUCCCCCUCUCGUGCCUUCCCCCUCUCGUGCCGUCCCCCUCUCAUGCCUUCCCCCUCUCAUGCCUUCCCCCUCUCAUGCCUUCCCCCUCUCAUGCCUUCCCCCUCUCAUGCCUUCCCCUCUCAUGCCUUCCCCCUCUCAUGCCUUCCCUCUCUCAUGCCGUCCCCCUCUCAUGCCUUCCCCCUCUCAUGCCUUCCCCCUCUCAUGCCUUCCCCCUCUCAUGCCUUCCCCCUCCCAUGCCUUCCCCCUCCCAUGCCUUCCCCCUCUCAUGCCUUCCCCCUCUCAUGCCUUCCCCCUCUCAUGCCUUCCCCCUCUCAUGCCUUCCCCCUCUCAUGCCUUCCCCCUCUCAUGCCUUCCCCCUCUCAUGCCGUCCCCCUCUCAUGCCUUCCCCCUCUCAUGCCUUCCCCCUCUCAUGCCUUCCCCCUCUCAUGCCUUCCCCCUCUCAUGCCUUCCUCCUCUCAUGCCUUCCCCCUCUCAUGCCUUCCCCCUCUCAUGCCUUCCCCCUCUCAUGCCUUCCCCCACUCAUGCCUUCCCCCUCUCAUGCCUUCCCCCUCUCAUGCCUUCCCCCUCUCAUGCCUUCCCCGUCUCAUGCCUUCCCCCUCUCAUGCCUUCCCCCUCUCAUGCCUUCCCUCUCUCAUGCCUUCCCCCUCUCAAUGCCUUCCCCCUCUCAUGCCUUCCCCCUCUCAUGCCUUCCCCCUCUCAUGCCUUCCCCCUCUCAUGCCUUCCCCCUCUCAUGCCUUCCCCCUCUCAUGCCUUCCCCCUCUCAUGCCUUCCCCCUCUCAUGCCUUCCCCCUCUCAUGCCUUCCCCCCUCUCAUGCCUUCCCCCCUCUCAUGCCUUCCCCCUCUCAUGCCUUCCCCCUCUCAUGCCUUCCCCUCUCAUGCCUUCCCCUCUCAUGCCUUCCCCCUCUCAUGCCUUCCCCCUCUCAUGCCUUCCCCCUCUCAUGCCUCCCCCUCUCAUGCCUUCCCCCUCUCAUGCCUUCCCCCUCUCAUGCCUUCCCCCUCUCAUGCCUUCCCCCUCUCAUGCCUUCCCCCUCUCAUGCCUUCCCCCUCUCAUGCCUUCCCCCUCUCAUGCCUUCCCCCUCUCAUGCCUUCCCCCUCUCAUGCCUUCCCCCUCUCAUGCCUUCCCCCUCUCAUGCCUUCCCCCUCUCAUGCCUUCCCCCUCUCAUGCCUUCCCCCUCUCAUGCCUUCCCCCUCUCAUGCCUUCCCCCUCUCAUGCCUUCCCCCUCUCAUGCCUUCCCCCUCUCAUGCCUUCCCCCUCUCAUGCCUUCCCCUCUCAUGCCUUCCCCCUCUCAUGCCUUCCCCCUCUCAUGCCUUCCCCCUCUCAUGCCUUCCCCCUCUCAUGCCUUCCCCCUCUCAUGCCUUCCCCCUCUCAUGCCUUCCCCCUCUCAUGGCCUUCCCCUCUCAUGCCUUCCCCCUCUCAUGCCUUCCCCCUCUCAUGCCUUCCCCCUCUCAUGCCUUCCCCCUCUCAUGCCUUCCCCCUCUCAUGCCUUCCCCCUCUCAUGCCUUCCCCCUCUCAUGCCUUCCCCCCCUCAUGCCUUCCCCCUCUCAUGCCUUCCCCCUCUCAUGCCUUCCCCCUCUGAUGCCUUCCCCCUCCCAUUUGUCUUAG